AUGGCUCGCCGUACAAGACGCAAUAAACGUGCUCGUCGCUCAUUUCCUUUUUUGCGCCUCCCAUUCGACUUACAACUAUCUGUUCUUGGGUCAAUGGACUUCCAAUCUCUGUACGACUCCAUCAACGCAAGUCCUCUUAUCGAAGGUUUGUUUCUCAAAUACCCCGAGACUAUCUUGCGGGACAUCAUAGGCCAGCACCCUCAGCAAAUCCAAAAUCACAUCCUCACUGCGUUAACCCUCAAUGGCACUAAAAUCCUCCGUUCCGACAACCUGGGUACGUUUCUUGCGGACAGUCUAGAUGCGAAUAAGUCACGACAGGUCCUGUGUGGGAUUGACGACCCCCUUGCGGUUCUCGACGAGCUUCGUACCAACCAAAGCCAGAUUGGCCAGGCCGUACACUUAAUCGCAACUGCGACAUAUCAAAGCGCCGGCGCGAUCAACAAUCCAGGGGCUAUUUUAGAGCCUCUCAUCCUGUCGACACCGGAACGUCUUCGAAUUUCCCGCGCACUCUGGACACUGCGGCUUUUUGACCGACCCUGUCUCGAAGAGGAUCCAGCCAAGCCCUUUACCAGCGGAUUGGUGCAGAGAAGGAUCACAGUUGAGGAAGCAACCCGCCAGUUCCUCCUCCGCUUGUCGUUAUCAGAGGUGGACGAACUCACGUGUGUCCACCGCUUUCUGAUGGCUCGACAUGACCAUCUCUGCCAUGACGUCUUUCAGGUGAGUUCUUCAAGGUAUCUAACGGAACAGGAGCGGACCACGAGCAACCCAUUCCGUGCAUGUGGAGGAAACCAGUGCUUCUUCCCACGACGCGCGUUAAAGCUCGGGUAUGUCCUCGAGCCGUUCAGGCAAGCUCUCAGGAAAGUCCUCGGCAGUCGCCAUUUCCAGACCAGCACCGACUUUGGGGCAUCGCCUCAGAUAUUUCUACGGCAUACAACUCGGGUGUGGCCUGAUUGGCCUGAGGGAAGCUCUCCCGGCUCAGGAUGGACGUAUUUCGAUGCUGUGCGGGCUCAGCAUGACCUCACCAGAACCCAAUAUUGGAACUUCUUCCAAGAUGCCGGGAUCUUCUUCUGGGACCUUCGCCGGCUCUUGGAGUGGGGGUUUGUGGGCCGUUGGGAUGGCCCGGACGGCAUGAAAGGCUACCUGAAAGAGCGUGAUCGCCAGCAGCGUAUCAACCACUCCUACCGGGAGAGACAGAUACGCCAUGCACUCAAAGUUGAUCAGGACUUGAUCAAUUGGACCAGAUGUGCAAUCCCUUGCACCUUCUACGAAUGGCAGUCACAGGGUACAAUUGUCGGUUGGUACUCUAAUCUGGUGGCGACGCCGUACUGGUCUGUUGAACGUCGGGAGUCUGACUUCAAGGUAAGACAACGGAAUUUAGAAAGGCAAUAUGAAUUCUGA
This is a messenger RNA of Mytilinidion resinicola, 1398 nucleotides long. RefSeq lists its product as uncharacterized. The record is from RefSeq and is a predicted model, not a curated record. The coding region runs from base 1 to 1398 and encodes 465 amino acids. The transcript has a single exon. NCBI's taxonomy places the organism in Eukaryota, Fungi, Ascomycota, Dothideomycetes, Mytilinidiales, Mytilinidiaceae.